CCCGCUGCAGACGGGGUUGCUCCUUCGUUCCGUUUGGACUCGCAGCAGAGAUAUGACUCUCUGUAACACCUCUUUAAUCACAGUUUGACCAGCUGAAGGAGAUAUGGCCGCUCAAGGAUUGUUAAGCACUGUUUUCUCAUGUUCGCUAAGCCCCAAAACUAUUUCCAAGCGGAGGCUGAGGCAGACCAGGAGCUUGGACCCGGCGCUGAUGAGACAUUAUGGCACCGAGGCUGAGGAGACAUCGUCUAAGGGUGACUUCACCUGGAACAGCGUGUCAGGACGUAGCGUUGGCCUGAAGCCCGUCCCCCUGCAAAGCCUCUCAGAGCUGGAGAGGGUUCAUCUCCAAGAAGUGGCCUUCAGGAGAUUGCUUCGGGAUCGCGACCUGGGCUGCCACAUCACCAUCCCUAAAUAUGGCCAUAAGUGCAAGAAGUCACUUCGGCGGAAGUUGGAUUCAUUAUCUAAAGAGAAGAUUAAAGACAAAGAGACGAUGCCCCAGGUGUUUGGCAUACCGCUGUCGCAGGUCAUUUCCAACGACCGCACACACAAGCAGCGGCACGAUCCCCCGCGGGAGGAGCACAGUGACCCCACUGAAUUGAUGCUAUCCUUCCUCCACUUCAACUCCAGCUUCAAAAGGGGCAACAAGGAGCUCUCCAGCAGCAACUCGUCCCUCAGCUCCACUUCUGAGACGCCUAAUGAAUCACCUCUGCUCAGCACGCCAGAGGCAGCCCCACGGACACGCAGGAGGGGCGGAGUAUCUGUGGAUUGCAUCACUGAUCUUGAUGAUAACCAGUCCCGGCUCUUGGAGGCCCUUCAGCUCUCUCUGCCAGAGGAGGCAGCUGGCAAGAGGAAGAAGUGCCACGACAAGAAGCUCAGCCUUAACCCUAUCUACAGGCAGGUGCCCAGGGUAGUGGAUCUCUGCUGCCAGCACCUGGAAAAAUAUGGUCUGCAGACGGUUGGAAUUUUCCGUAUUGGGAGCUCCAAGAAGCGAGUUCGACAGCUUCGCAGGGAGUUUGACCAGGGAUGGGAGGUGCAUUUGGACGAGGAGCAUAGUAUUCACGACAUAGCUGCACUGCUAAAAGAGUUCCUCAGAGGCAUGCCUGACCCAUUGCUAACAAAAGAACUCUACACCGCCUUCAUCAACACAACAUUGCUGGAUUAUUCAGACCAAGAGAGCGCCAUCCAGCUCCUGAUAUUUCUGCUUCCUCCCUGUAACAGCGACACGCUGCAGCGCCUUCUCUGCUUGUUGUCCACAGUGGCUGCACAUGCUGAAGACAGCCUGGACAAUGACGGACAGGAGAUGACAGGAAACAAGAUGACACCACUCAAUUUAGCGACCAUCUUUGGACCCAACCUCUUGCACAAACAAAAAAACGCAGACAAAGAGUUUGCAGUUCAGAGUUUUGCCCGUGCAGAGGAAAGCUCAGCCAUCAUCAGCGUGGUCCAACGGCUGAUCACUUCAUAUGAAACGCUAUUUAUGGUCCCUGCAGACCUGCAGAAUGAGGUGCUGAUGAGCGUGCAAGAAACUGAUCCUGAUGUUGUGGAUUACUUGCUGCGGAGGAAGGCCUCUCAGUCCUCCGAGCCAGACCUUCUCAGAGGAGGAGAGUCCUUCCCCCUGACCGACAGAUGCUUAUCCAAUGACUCCAUCAAAGUAUCUAGCGGAGAGGUGUCUCCCUAUGACAACAACUCCCCUGUCCUGUCAGAGCGACUACUGUGUAAAUACCCAGAGGAUGGCAGCCCGCCCUCAGACAGGAUCACCAGACUGUCUGGGUCGUACAAACGCAGCAGCCAUUCUAAAGACGGGUCUGGCAGCACCUCUCCCACACUUUCUACAGAUAAAGAGGCCUGCGCUGAUCAUUUCUGGGACACCUGGCAUGAACUGUUCAACAAGAAGUUCACUGGCCACCGUAUCACUGGCUCCCUCGGAGACGUGUCGGAAUGUGAGUCGUAUGGAUCGUCGGAGGGGCUGAGCAGUCACCAAGUCAUUCCCACAUGAAGAUUAGUGAGUGACAUGCAGCAAAGGGCCACAGGCUGGAGUCGAACCCGGGCCGCUGCAGCAACAGCCUUGUACAUGGGGCGCCUGCUCUACCACUAACCCACCGACGCCCCAGAAGCCAUGGAUGUUUUCAGUGUUGAAUGUAAAAUGUGUGUUGUAACAUUGUUUUACUACCUUGAUAUCUACUGUAGCUGCAGCAACACUUAGUUUUGUUACAGGCUCCAUUUAUAAUAUACUUAAUUAAUGCAGAUGAUGUCCAUAUUCGCACUCAUGUAUGUCUGCAGUGUCGCCCAUUACACACACAUCAAUCUUUGCACCUUCAGGUGGGCAUUGUGUAAAUGACUUGAAGUGCAUUUAGAUUAAUUUCUGCACUACUUGUUGCCAUUACUUGUAGUUUUAGCAGCAUUAUGUAAUGAUAUCUAUACUCUUGUGUGGCCAUAGCUUACAAAUUUAAAAUAUAUUACCACCAAUGUAGAAAAUGAAUGUAAAAGUCAUAGGGGUGCAUAUUGUACUCCUGUAAGGAGUCAUGUUUUCUGGUGCUACGUCUAACUUGACCCUUUCCCUUAGGAGUUCAGUUAGGAAUCAGCAUGAAGUUAAAAUUGAAUGGUUAUUUAUAACUUAAUUAUACUUAUAACUUACUUGUAGUUAAUUACAAGUACGUAUAAACCAGUGAUACUGUGCUUACAGCAUACAGGCCAAAUCUAGCCCAUGAUACGGUGCCAGAUAGCCCACCGACCAUUAUCUAAUUCACAAUGAAAAUAAAUUGAUUUAUAAUGUUUUGAUUGUUUGAUUUGUUUUUGUUUUUUUGUACUUUGGAAUACACAUAAGGUCCCCAAGAGCAUCAGAACGCCAAACAAGAAGUGUUUCAGGGGAGGAUCCCAUGGACCCCCGAACCCCCUGACAGAGUUCCAGAUUAAUUAUUUAUAUGUUAAUUAUUAAUGUUUGUUUACUAACUGGUUCCUGGACUUCUGUCAUUUUGCAAAAGCAGCCCCCGAGUAAAGCAAAUGUCCCUGAUCUGACCUGUAAUCCAGAAGACAAUGCAACAGUUACCCAAACUGGCCACAAGAGGGAAGCAUAAGACCAGGGAAUGUUUUCCUAUCUCCUCUUCGAGCUGUAAUCCUUGAGCACUGUGGCUACACAGUGGGUUCUAAUGACUCAUUACGCAUUGAGCAGCUAUUAUCUAAGUUUCGUUCCUAUUAGACACCUUUCCCCACCAUGAUAGGGAUGCCGGUGAUUAUGUGUUGUGGAUGAUGGCUUUUUAUAUGUUCGUAAAGAUCUAAUUUUACACUCUUAUCUUGUAUCGCUAUCCUGGAAGAGUGCAUUUUCUCUUAUCAACUGCAAUCUUGCUUUAUGUGAAUGAAAAUAAGAGAUCUGAGCUGAGACAAUAACAGUUACAUUUACCACUAAAUAAACUUUCAAAGUACUGGAAUUGCAAGGAGUAAGUAUGUCAUUAUGUGGAAAAUGGCUGCCGUUGAAGUCUGGUACAGAUUACAGAUAGUAUAUAAAACUCUGGGAACGCAUAUUUGAGGGUACAGUGGUAUAUUUAGUUGCCUUAAAGUGAUGGAAACUAUUGAGAUUACUGAAAUUGUGUAAUUUAUGUUAUAAAUUUGUGUUUUAAAGUGAGU
Molecule: messenger RNA, 3618 nt
Organism: Epinephelus moara (kelp grouper)
Lineage: Eukaryota; Metazoa; Chordata; Actinopteri; Perciformes; Serranidae
Product: rho GTPase-activating protein 6-like
Exons: 14
Coding region: 104-1993 (629 amino acids)
Biological process (GO): signal transduction
Source: RefSeq, a predicted model, not a curated record